This is a messenger RNA of Metopolophium dirhodum (rose-grain aphid), 2225 nucleotides long. It is a transcript of the gene Ykt6, whose product is annotated as synaptobrevin homolog YKT6. The record is from RefSeq and is a predicted model, not a curated record. The coding region runs from base 1 to 597 and encodes 198 amino acids. Gene Ontology annotation, molecular function: SNAP receptor activity. Gene Ontology annotation, cellular component: Golgi apparatus. The transcript is spliced from 4 exons. Gene Ontology annotation, biological process: endoplasmic reticulum to Golgi vesicle-mediated transport. Lineage: Eukaryota; Metazoa; Arthropoda; Insecta; Hemiptera; Aphididae.
AUGGUGAAAUUGUUUGCUAUGAGUGUGUUGUACAAAGGACCUAAUGAUUCAACGCUAUUGAAAUCUGCAUUUGAACUGCAGUCAUUUGGUUACUUUCAACGUAAAAGUGUGCAGGAAUUCAUGGGAUUUGUAACUAAAACCAUAGUGGAACGUACAGCAAGUGCUGCUCGGCAAUCUGUAAAGGAAAAAGAAUAUAUGUGUCAUGUUUAUGUACGGGCGGAUAAUUUGGCUGGUGUUCUAAUAUCCGACGAUGAAUAUCCUCAUCGGGUUGCGCAUACACUUCUAACAAAGGCAUUAGAUGAAUUUUCUGCAAAAGUUCCAUCUCAUAGUUGGCCAAAACUCAACGAAACACAGGUUACAUUCAAUGAACUAAAUGCUAUGUUAGCCAAGUAUCAAAAUCCCAAAGAGGCUGAUGCUAUGACAAAAAUUCAACAAGAUUUAGAUGACACAAAAAUUAUUUUGCAUAGUACAAUUGAAGCCGUUUUGGAACGUGGAGAAAAACUAGAUGACCUGGUUGCCAAAUCCGAAGGUUUAAGUAUGCAGUCCAAAGCAUUUUACAAAACUGCCAAGAAAACAAAUGCUUGUUGUCGAAUGUAAUAAAUUUUAUUUUUACCACCAAUAUGACGACUGGUUUUAAGUAUAAAUAAUUUUUUACUCAGUUCGUCAAGAAAAAUGUGACUACUUAUAAGGAUAUAAAAAACCAAUAUUAAGGCUUAUUUAUUAUUACAUUCCGAUCCCUUCCCAAUUUAUAUUUUAUAUUAUAAUAAUCGGAGAAAAAGUGUAUUCAUUACGUUUUAUCCAUAUUUGGGGACAUGAUCAAUAUUUUAUAAUAAACUGGAUAUAAAAUAUAUAUUUUAACAGAAAAAAAAACGAUGAAUUGAAUUUUAAUUUUUAAUUUUUUCUUGAAAUGAAAAUCAUUUUUAUUUAUUAUUCUAUUUUAGGAAAUAGCAGAUCCUGCUUCAUUAAUCUGAUUCAAUUAGUUUAGCCAUAAAUACAAUUAAACUAAUGUAUUUUCUUAAAUAAAGUUCAAAAUAUAUUAAAUUAUUAAUUAAAUAUACUGAUAAUCUUUAGUCUUAUUAUAUACAUUUCGCAUAUUUAUCUUAUUUCUGUAUCUGCCUUUUUUAGAAAAUGUAUAAGGAAUGAUUUAAGUUUUAAAUUAUAUUACAAUUAUCCAUGACAUUCUUUGGUAAAUUAUUGUUUUGUUACAUACAAAUUUAUAUUUCAAUGGCCUUAUAAAUUUUCUCGUGAUCGAACUAAAGCAUAAUAGCUUUUAUUACUCCUAGAGUAGUAGGAUAUUGUAGUAUAAGGAAAACCAAAUAUUGAAACAACACUGAAUUAAAUUUAUAGUCAAUUGUUUCUGACGUCCAUCUAAAUAUGAGAAAUAGGAUAAGAAUAAUUUUAAAAUUUAACUUGAUUUUAUCUUUUGCAUUGUCAUAGUAUAAUUCUUACCAGUUUCUACCAUUUAUAAUUGAAGAAUAUACAUUUACAUUUAGUGAAGAAUCAAGAAACUGUUAAAGCUGAAAUUUUUUCGUUUAUAAUAUUUUAUUGUUAUUACAAAAACAAUUAUUCAACUAAUUUAUAGUUAGCUAAUUGUUUAGUCUUUUAAAUUACUAGAGUUAUAUUUAUUAAUGUCUUUUAUUUAAUAAUUUUGUGUUAAAAUCCUUCAAUCCAUAAAGCAAUUCUAUUAUUCUUUUAUGUACAACUUGACAGUGAUGUAUAUAGGAAAAGACUCUGGGCCAUGGCCCAUUGAGAUAUUGCAGGUUCCACUAAAAAAAUAUAAACGUCAAUCAUAGUCCCCCAGCCCCAAACAUUUAAUUGGCUCAUAGUGAAAAUAAUUCUUACAUACGCCACUAAAAUGUGUUUGGAUAUUAAAUAUUGUGAUAUUUUUGUCAGUUAAAUUUUAACAAAACGUUGUUUUUUUUUUUACAAUAGAACGGUUUUGUUCCUUAUAUAGGUAUACUUUCUAAUACGCCCAAAUUAAAACUAAAUGUGGAUUUUUAACAAAAUUAAUUUUUAUGUAUUGUAAUUAUAUAUUUAAUUUCUUUAUUCAAUUUUAAUGUUUUGUAAAAUAGUUUGUUAUCUAUGAAGUUAGUAGUUAUUAUAAUUAAUAUUAUGCUAAAUAUUAUGUAAUGUAUUAAUCAUAGCCUUUUAUUGUUAUAUUUUGUGGUUUAUCCAAAUAUAUUUAAUAUAAUAAUAACAUAUUGGCAAUUUGCCUAACAUUAACA